Hydatigera taeniaeformis is the source of this 276-nucleotide messenger RNA. The record is from the annotation of a GenBank genome assembly. Lineage: Eukaryota; Metazoa; Platyhelminthes; Cestoda; Cyclophyllidea; Taeniidae.
AUGCAGGCUUUCCUUGAGUACUGCGCGCCAGCCAUGGCUGGUGAGAACGUAGCACGGCGUCUGCUGCCUCCACUUGAGUGUGCACUCAACCUGCUUGCUCAGAUGCCGGACAUUGUGCGCACCUUUGGUAAUCAUCUCUCUGCGCCUUCCGCUCUUGUUCGGCUGCGACUCUACCGUUGUCUCGCUCUCCUACCGCCCAGUGCAUAUUCCAGUCAGUUGCCUUCAUAUGGUCUUGUUCGAUUGAGUUUUUUUGUUCUAGAGUUCAGUUGGGUUUGA